Messenger RNA from Prorocentrum cordatum, 816 nucleotides. NCBI's taxonomy places the organism in Eukaryota, Dinophyceae, Prorocentrales, Prorocentraceae. The record is from the annotation of a GenBank genome assembly.
AUGCCCUCGGCGCACAGCGUCAAGGCAUCCUCACCCAUGGCCGCCGUCGCAGAUCCCAUCACGGCCGCCGCCGAUGCCGUUGCCGCCGUGGUCGCGGAGGGCAUCGUAUUCUGCGCGCUGGCCGCCGCAGCCCCCGGCACGCCCGCGGCCGCGCCCGUGGUGCUGCCGCCGUGCGACGCCACGCGGCGGCUGCUGGCGACGGAGUACGCCCGGCUCCAUUGGAAGCUGCGCACCUCCAGCCGCAGGGACGCGUCGGAAGGCUGGUGGCAGCUGCGCGUCGAGCAGACGAAGGGCAUGCGGCCCCCGCGGCCGCUCCUCUCCGAGGUGGCCCGGGCCGGCAGCGCGCAGGCGUCGAAGGACGGCCACCUGCUGCCCGCGCUCGACUUGCGGCCUCGCCUGUGCUUCUCGGGCGCGCAGGGCGCUGGCGACGAGGUGUACGACGCCGUGGGGCCGGAAGGGCUGCUCGCGGUGCGGCCCGGGCAGAAGGCCGGAGAGGUGUUCGCAUUCUUCGACCGCGAGGCGGCGGCGGAGAAGGCUUUCCGCCGCCUGACGGGCCAGCCGCCUGGCCAGGACGCGGUGCCGGUCACAGCAGGGGGCGCAGCGGCGGGCGGGCUGCGGGUCCUGCUCGCGCAGACGAUGUCGGGGCGCGGCGCGCCCAGGGCGCAGCCGGCGCGGGCCGCGGGACCCGCGGCCGCGGAGGCGCGCGGCGACGGCUGCAACGCCCAACCCACGGCGGGACCCGGGGCGGCGCGUGCGGCGGCGGCGGCGGCGGCGGAGCCCGUGCUGGACUCGUGGGAGGACGCCUCGGACGAGUAA